Hippocampus comes (tiger tail seahorse) is the source of this 3199-nucleotide messenger RNA. RefSeq names its product lysyl oxidase-like 3b (gene loxl3b). The record is from RefSeq and is a predicted model, not a curated record. Lineage: Eukaryota; Metazoa; Chordata; Actinopteri; Syngnathiformes; Syngnathidae. The coding region runs from base 432 to 2825 and encodes 797 amino acids. The transcript has 16 exons. Gene Ontology annotation, biological process: collagen fibril organization; peptidyl-lysine oxidation. Gene Ontology annotation, cellular component: membrane. Gene Ontology annotation, molecular function: protein-lysine 6-oxidase activity; copper ion binding.
UUCACGUGACCGAUUUUCGGAAACGUGACUUUUUUUUUUCUUCUUGCCAUAAAGAAAGUGCCUGACAGCCGUGAAAGAGUCCGUGUGUGUGCUUCCCAGGAAUUACACCCAGCCCUCCUCCUCUCUCCCUUUCUUCUUCUUCCUCCUCCUCCUCCUCCUCUUCUUCUUGCUCCUCUUCAUCGACCGAGCUGUACAGCUGGCAAAUUGCGGACGCCACUAAGAAAAAGACGACGAAGCCUCCUACACCCGCUCGACAUCUUGAUUUGUUUUCCUUAGGGCGUACCAGCAAUUAGACGGAGUCAAGUGUGAAGGAUUUAAGUAUCACGCGAGGUUUCUCUUCCCACUUUUUUUCCGCCACUCAUUUUUUUUUUCCCGCCGCGAAAACAAAAGCGGGGACCCGUUUCACGCACGUCACUCUCCAUCAACAAGGCAUGAUGAUGUCUGGCAGGGGGCACUUGUCCCUCCUCUUCUUCCUGGCCGUGUGCUCGCCCCGCUACCUCGCCCAGACGCCGCCCGCCACCCUUCGCCCUUCUCCGUCCCCGUCGCCCUCGCAGCCCCAGACGGAGAGGCUAAAGGUCCGACUGGCGGGAUUCCCGCGCAAGCACAACGAGGGCCGCGUGGAGCUCUUCUACAAGGGCGAGUGGGGCACCAUCUGCGACGACGACUUCUCCAUCUCCAAUGCCAACGUGCUGUGUCGACAGCUGGGAUUUGUCGAGGCCACCGGAUGGACGCACAGUGCCAAAUACGGGAAGGGGCAAGGCAAAAUCUGGCUGGACAACGUGCAGUGCGGCGGCGGCGAGCGGAGCAUCGCCGCGUGCAAAUCUCGCGGCUGGGGCAACAGCGACUGCACUCACGACGAGGACGCCGGCGUGGUGUGCAAAGACGAGAGGAUUCCGGGAUUCGUCGACACCAACGUCAUCGAGGCUCACGUGGAAGAGAACAAGUUGGAGGAGGUGCGCCUGCGCGCGGUGGUGGCGGCGGCUAAGAAGCGUCUGCCCGUCACGGAGGGCGUCCUGGAGGUCAAGUACAAGGACGGCUGGGCGCAGGUGUGCGACGCCGGCUGGACGGCCAAGAACACGCGCGUGGUCUGCGGCAUGCUGGGAUUCCCUCAAGAGAAAAAGUUCAACAAGAACUUCUACAGACGUUUGAGAAAGCGCGCCGCCGAGAGGUUCUCCAAGUCAAAGGUUAAAGCCUCGGCAGGGGCCAGGCAGACAGCUAAAGCUAACGCUAACGCUAAGUCUAAACAGAGCAGCGCCAACUCAAGGUUGUUUUUGGAGCGUCAGAAGAAUGUGUACCGCGUGCACUCGGUGGCGUGCGCGGGCACGGAGGUGCACCUGGCCGCGUGCCCCAUGGAGUUCAACGGGCCCAACGGCACGGCCUCGUGCCGCGGCGGCUCCCCCGUCGUCGUCAGCUGCAUGCCGGGGCCGCUCUUCGUGCGGCAGCACGGCGGAUUCAAGAAGAAAGCCAAAACUUCGAGCACGGUGAGGCUGAAGGGCGGGGCCCGGCUGGGCGAGGGCCGCGUGGAGGUGCUGAAGAGCGGCGAGUGGGGCAGCGUAUGCGACGACCGCUGGAACCUGCAGUCGGCCAGCGUGGUGUGCAGGGAGCUCGGCUUCGGCAGCGCCAAGGAGGCCAUGACGGGGGCGCGCAUGGGCCAAGGAGUGGGACCCAUCUACAUGAAUGAGGUGAAGUGCUCGGGUUACGAGCGUUCCAUCUGGAAGUGCCCGUUCAAGAACAUCACGUCGGAGGACUGCCAGCACACGGAGGACGCUGCCGUGCGCUGCAACGUUCCCUACAUGGGCCUGGAAAAUUCGAUCCGCCUCGGAGGGGGCCGCACCCGGUACGAGGGCCGCGUGGAGGUCCUGGGCGUGGACGCCAACGGCACGGAAGGCUGGGGUCUGAUCUGUGGCGAGACCUGGACCACCAAGGAGGCCAUAGUGGCUUGCAGGCAGCUAGGCCUGGGCUACGCUAACCAGGCUAACCAAGAAACAUGGUACUGGGACAGCAGCAACGUGACCGAGAUGAUUUUGAGUGGCGUCAAGUGCACCGGAAAUGAGAUGUCGCUGACGCAGUGCCAGCGACACAAGACGCUCAGUUGCCAGAAAGCCGCCGCCAAGUUCGCCGCUGGCGUCAUCUGCUCAGAGACGGCAUCUGACCUGGUUCUGAACGCCACAUUGGUGCAACAGUCGGUCUACAUCGAGGACCGGCCCCUGCACAUGCUCUACUGCGCGGCGGAGGAGGACUGCCUGUCCAAGACGGCCGCCAAGGCCAACUGGCCUUACGGUCACCGCCGCCUCCUGCGCUUCUCCUCGCAGAUCCACAACAUCGGCCGGGCCGACUUCAAGCCCAAAGCUGGACGCCACUCGUGGGUGUGGCACGCCUGUCACGGACAUUACCACAGUAUGGACAUUUUCACCCACUACGAUCUUCUGAACGCCAACGGAACCAAAGUGGCCGAGGGGCACAAAGCCAGUUUCUGUCUGGAGGACUCCGACUGCGAGGAAGGCAUUUCCAAGCGUUACGAGUGCGCCAACUUUGGCGACCAGGGCAUCACGGUGGGCUGCUGGGACAUGUACCGCCACGACAUUGACUGCCAGUGGAUCGACAUCACCGACGUGAAACCCGGAAAUUACAUCAUGCAGGUGGUGAUCAACCCUAACUUGGAAGUGGCCGAGAGCGACUUCACCAACAAUGCCAUGAAGUGCAACUGCAAGUAUGACGGCCAUCGGAUCUGGUUCCACAAUUGCCACGUCGGCGAUGCCUUCAGCGAGGAGGCGGAGAGAAGGUUCGACAAGUACCCAGGACAGUUGAACAACCAGAUUUCUUAAUCCAAACCACCGACGGCUGGCGCGGCGGACAUUUUGUGGAGCGGACGUCUUUUUUUUUUUUUCGACUGGAUGUCAUGAGGCUUUGGUGAGGAAGUUUCCAUUUUGAAAAUCCGUCUUUGGGGCUGUUUUUACACUUAUGUUUUUAUCUUUCUUGUGAAUGUAUUUAUUACGUGUUAAAAGUUGCUCUAAAGAUACCCAAAAUUAUCUUGUGAGGUGCUGUGCUGUUUUAUUUUAUUUUUUUAGGAUUUUAUGACAAAGGAUUGGACAAAAAAAAAAAAAAAUCAAUAAAUGGCAUGAUGAUGCUGUAUGUACACCGAUGCAAUCACACCUGCUGCACUCAUUUAAAGGAGACGAUCAAUCAAUUGGUCAUAAAA